CACAUCUCGAAAAAAAAAAAAGGAAAAGGGCAACAACUCUUGAAGCUAGCGGCAACUGUCAAACACACAAACUCCAGUGUCUCCCCACUCCAUAGUGACACUGCGCCUGCCUGCGAGAUCCAAAAUCCGACCAGCCAGCGUUAGCUCGGAGAGGCGAGGCGAGAAUGUCGGCCGCGGCGGGCGGGUACAGGGCGGAGGACGACUACGACUACCUGUUCAAGGUGGUGCUCAUCGGCGACUCCGGCGUCGGCAAGUCCAACCUCCUCUCCCGCUUCACCAAGAACGAGUUCAGCCUCGAGUCCAAGUCCACCAUCGGCGUCGAGUUCGCCACCCGCAGCCUCCAGGUCGACGGCAAGGUCAUCAAGGCCCAGAUUUGGGACACCGCCGGCCAGGAGAGGUAUCGUGCUAUCACUAGUGCCUAUUACCGGGGAGCUGUGGGAGCAUUGCUCGUCUACGAUGUCACCCGUCGUGCUACAUUCGACAACGUGGGACGCUGGCUAAGGGAGCUUAGAGACCACACUGAUCCUAGCAUUGUCUGCAUGCUGAUUGGCAACAAAUCCGAUCUCCGCCACUUGGUGGCUGUCUCAACCGAGGACGGCAAAGAGUUUGCUGAAGCCGAAUCAAUGUACUUCAUGGAAACUUCUGCGCUCGACGCUACCAACGUCGACAAUGCGUUCGCGGAGGUCCUGACUCAGAUAUACCAGAUUGUGAACAAGAAGCCGGUGGAGGCACCUGAGGAUGGGUCGGCUGGCCCAGGAAAAGGAGAGAAGAUAAACGUGAAAGAUGAUGUCUCGGCGAUGAAGAGAGUUGGAUGUUGCUCAAACUAAAGACAAGAGGGACACAAUUUAUUCAUUUUUCCAAGUAGGGAUGCUCAGGGUAUACUGUAAUAGAUCUAUUCAAUUGUCUCAUUUCUGGUGUUGUUAUUGAGGGUUAGGGUGAUCCAACUAUCAUUCAAACUAUCAGUUCUUGAUUUGCUCUUUGUAUCAAACUGAUCAUGGUGUUGUUAUCUAUCACUGCAAUGCAAGUAUUAUGUUGACAGAAGAAGCAUA
Molecule: messenger RNA, 1049 nt
Organism: Oryza sativa Japonica Group (Japanese rice)
Lineage: Eukaryota; Viridiplantae; Streptophyta; Magnoliopsida; Poales; Poaceae
Product: ras-related protein RIC2-like
Biological process (GO): vesicle-mediated transport
Cellular component (GO): endosome
Molecular function (GO): GTP binding; GTPase activity
Source: RefSeq, a predicted model, not a curated record